AUGCAGGCGGAGCGAUCGCUGGGCGAGCCGAAGCGACGGGCGCGCUUCUCACCCUUGCCAAUGUCAACACCGCUCCUCUCCUUCGACGUGCUGGAGUGGAUUCCCAACAGCAGCGAGUCGCUCGCGCGUCUUCCCGUCGGGCGUGCCGCGUCGGUGUAUCCCCCCGACAGCCGUGCGUCCGUGGCCCCUAGUGAGGGGCGAGUACACCCGCGCGACUGCACCGCCUUCGAGUCGUCCUGCGGCUCCUGGACGUGCUUCCGGACACUCUCCCGCUGCGGCGACGCUCUUGUGCUGGAGGAUGCGCAGCUUGUCGAUGUUGGCGCCGCUCGCCGGCACGGGUUCACGUGGCAACAAGGCCCAGACCGCCUGCCAUCAGGCGGCGUGAGGACCGGCUACAUUGGUGCGAGCGCUGGUUGCCGGCGGACGCUCGCCUCAGUGUCGGAGAAUGCCAUGGACAUCGGUGCUGACAUCGUUCCCCGAGAUUCCCUUCUCGCCGACCGACGCUAUGAGCGACCGGCGCCUCCUGCGCAAUGCCGCAAACGAGGGAUCCCGAUGCAGGAUAUCCAUUCCGUAUGUCGCCACUGCUUCCAGAAGCCCGUAACGCUUGUGUUUGACGCGAGGGGUCACUCAAUCAGCGCACGGGACAGCGCCGACACGACGGCUCGCGGCGAUCGUGCGAAGCGGGUUCUUGCGCAGAGCCGCCAUCAUCGCAGUAGCGGCUUGGAGAUGGCGCUGGCUCUGCAGUGGCGCUACGAGCUGUGGGGACCCGUCGGCGUCAUCUUCACUCUGCGAGGCGGUCGCCGCAUUUUCUUGGCCUUCGCAUCGACGCAACACGCGGAGCAGAUAGUGGAGCUGCUGGCCAGCUUUGCCACCGGCGCCGAACUCGGUCGCCGACAGCCGAGUGAUUCCUCCCCUCACCGGAGCAGCACCGGCGCAUCUGCGUCUUUUUCGCAAGUGCCCGCGUGGUCUGCCGGUGAUGACAUCCCUUUCGCUGCUUCUGCAAGUGGGCCGCAUGCAGCUCCACUCUCUUCUGGUGGACUGCAGCGCUGCGCUUCGCCGUCUUGCGCCUCCGUGCACAUCGCGUCAUGCGAAGCCUCCUUGCGAGGGGCGCCGGCAACGCCAUGCUCGCCGCAAGCCGGCUCUGCGUUCUCGUCGGCGUGGGCUUCUGGGGCCCCCUGGCUUGUCUCUUCGACACCUGCGGGCCCGCAGACAGGAAAGCGAUGGCGGAAGACGGGAUCCUUCACGGAUGAAAACUCGCCGUCGCCGCUCUCUGAUACCGUGCCCGCGUCGCAGGAAGUGGGAGGGGCACUAGCUGCGAGGGCACGUCGUGACUCGAGCAGGGUUCCUGGUGGCGGGUAUUUGUACUGCCGCCCGUGGGGAGAGGCAUCGCGGUACCUGAGGUACUAUCUUAGGGUAUGCACGACGGCAGGGAGGAGUCACGUUGUUCAUCUCUCGCGGCACCGGCUACGCCUGUGGCAGCGGCUGCGGCAAGUCUUUGGAAAUGAAAGGCGCACCGUUUCGCUAGAUCUGCGUCGUGCCUCUGUCUGCCCAAGCGCUGCACACGAGAAUUUGUUGCGGGUGACAUACCAGGCCGAGAGUUUUGCGCAGUACAAGAGCUUGCAGCCACUCGGCGGUGGCGUGGUGUUUGUGGGCCCGGUGAGCGACUUCGCUGCCUCGCGCGCUGCGCGUCGACGGGAGCUGGAGCUGUGCGCUGACUACUCGGUAGUCUUUGAAGCGCUGGCCAAGUCACCUGAGGAGAGGACAUCGUGGCUUGCGUUUUUUUGCAGCCGUGGCGCUGCGGUGCAAGCACCUGUCGACGCUGCCCAGCUGGGGGAUUAUGCUGAUGUCUUGCUAACGCCCGAGAAGCCAGUGGCCUUUCAGCAACUCGGCGGCGAGUCGCUCCUCGCCACCUCACCUGCGAGCGGACCUGGACAAGAGAUGUUGCUCUCCAGUACGGCGGAUCAGUGUAUGCCGACCUGGGAGACCCCUACCUUCUCCGCAGAAGCGGUUUCUUCUCUGAAGCCACUGUCUAAUGGCUCGCCGCACCUGCCGCUGAAGGAGCAGUCAGAGGGGAGACGAGGCGGCUGUCGAGCAGCUGCGGAGACAGCGGCGGCGUUACGGCUGAGCACCCUUUACCGCACGUAUCCGAGCAACGUGUCUCCCUCUUUACCCGAGCGCCAUCCCGCAGCCGACGAGCACGCCAGCACGCUAACUAGCCCGUCACCACUUUCAGCUGUGGCCGCUGGCACGGGAGACAGGCAGGAGGAGGAAGAGGAGCUGACGAUUGUCGUCGAGGACGAUGAGCUCGACCGGACAACACCGUGCCCUGAGGCGGCUGAGCCGCACUCGCCGGGCUACAUGAUGCAGAGCGAUCCGUCAACGAUGGAUCACACAGCAACUCCUCCCCGUCGCACCUCUGCCUCGCCUGUGCUGGAUGAAGGUGGGCGGUGGCUCCGGAGCGGCACUGGGAGGGCCGUCGAGGCGCCGAAUAUCAUGGCCGCGGCGAACGAGAGCUCGAAGGCCCAUCAAAGGCUCGCUAAUACCCGGUUGACUAUGGCAGGGACGAUUGUGGCCCCUAUGUACUUGGAAGAUACUACCUCCUCCGAAGUCUCGUCUCACGAAAGGCUGAAUGCGCUGCCACCGCAGCUACCCGCAAAAUACGAGACGAGCAAGAUUCGGCGAGGCGCCGGCGAAACACUGCUGGAUCACACGGCGGCUGCACAAGGGGCGCUCGGUACUCCACUUUUCACCGUGGAGGUGAACAGCGCAGGGCGUCACACACCUGUGGCGACAGCCAACGGCAGUGCGACACCAGUGCCUCUCAAAGCCCCAUCCACCGUUGUAGCGUCGGCGUCUGUGCUUGCUGAAGAACAUCUACGCAGGUCUCGCUCUUCCAACGGCGUUAACACGCCGCCUCGCACUUCCGAACUUGAGACAGCGGCUUUCACGACUACUACGCUGGGGUCCUUGGUCGUCGGGUUGUCGCAGCGGAUGUGGCAGACGCCAAACAGAAGCCUCUCACUAGACGCCCCGCUCGACGCGACCCCGCCAGCGGCGCUACGCAACGGCGCCGAGAAGCCAGCACCCACGGGCACGAAGUCGUCCUCUGCGCCUCAAGCACCGCCGGCGAGCUUGCCAGGGAUGAUGACGGGUCAUCGCCUGCGCCAUCAGGAUGCGAUAAACGGACUUGUUGAUGAGAACCACACAAUGCAUGAUACCUUGGCAUCUUGCUCCCCGGCACCGUCGUCAGGGGGCAGGCCUGGCAAGGGCGACGGAGAUACAGAUGAUGCACGGGGCUCUGAUGCGUCGUCUUCAUCAUUUUCUACUCGAGACCGUGACUCUCUGUCAUCGUCGAGCUCAGCAGUGGACCCGCGGCUGUCGCAGUUCCUCGAACCCUAUGUAAACGAGACGAGCCUGGACCAGGUGGGUGGUCGCCACCGGGGUGAUGGUGUGUCGAUCGGGGUGCCGGUAACGCCGUUUGAUCUUCAUCUGAUUCCACCGAGAGAGUACCGUGGCAAUCGGUUCACCGCUCUCCGCGUGCCGGGUGAGGCGUCUGCGAUGUAG
Molecule: messenger RNA, 3564 nt
Organism: Leishmania major strain Friedlin
Lineage: Eukaryota; Euglenozoa; Kinetoplastea; Trypanosomatida; Trypanosomatidae
Exons: 1
Coding region: 1-3564 (1187 amino acids)
Source: RefSeq, a predicted model, not a curated record